AUGAGUUCGACAUCACCUCAAUUGACAGAUUCUGUCGACGUUACCGCCGAAGACUCGGUGGCCAUAACUCAAAUCCUGACCAGAAUCGACUCAUCAAAUGUGACGUUAUCAGCCACACCUGGUGCUGGCGAGUCCCAGAUCGCCGAUUAUCUCACUACGUGGCUCGAAUACAGGGGUAUUGAGACUCAUCGAAUUGAAACUGUUCCCGGCCGUCCAUCCAUUGUUGGUGUGAUCAGAGGAUCCGGCGGGGGAAAAUCUCUGAUGCUGAAUGGUCAUAUCGACACCGUCAGCUUGACCAGCUAUGAGCAUGAGCCUCUAUCUGGGCAUAUCGGAGAGAAAAACGGCCGCCCUGUUAUUUUUGGCCGAGGCGCGUUGGACAUGAAGUCUGGACUCGCUGCCGAAAUGGCAGCCCUUGCAACUGUCAAGGCUAAGAAGAUUCCUCUUCGUGGGGAUGUUAUCUUCACCGCUGUGUCCGAUGAAGAAGAUGCAUCCCAAGGCACUCGAGAUGUGAUCGCCGCUGGCUGGCGCGCCGACGGUGCGGUUAUCCCGGAGCCGACCAACCGUGUCCUUAUCACGGCCCAUAAAGGCUUUGUGUGGUUUGAAGUCGAUAUUCUGGGGACGGCGGCUCAUGGCUCUGAUCCAGCGUCCGGAGUAGACGCGAUCCUUCAGGCUGGAUGGUUUCUUACGGCUCUCGAAGAAUAUCAGAGCCGGCUGCCAGUCGAUGAGAUGAUCGGGCCUGCAUCCUUGCAUUGCAGCUUGAUCCAUGGCGGCGAAGAGCCGUCUUCGUACCCGUCGAGAUGCACCGUAACCAUCGAGUUCCGUACUAUUCCUGUGCAAAGCGAUGAGUCCAUCUUGUCCGACCUUAAAAACAUCCUUGGCGGAAUUGCUCAACUCAAACCCACUUUUCGCUACAAUGAACCUCGAAUGACUCUGUCUCGUCCGUCCUACAAAUUACCGGUUGAGCAUCCUCUGGUUCAGCAGACGGCGGCAAUUGCUCGUGAAGUGUACGGGGAGUAUCCGACCAUUGACAGCAUGGCUAUCUGGUGCGACGCAGCUCUUCUUGCCGCCACAGGGAUUCCGACUAUCGUGAUCGGCCAGGCAGGCCAAGGAUUGCAUGCGAAGGAGGAAUGGGUUGAUGUGCAGAGUAUUCGGGAAGCGGAAGAGAUUUUUGUUCGCCUAAUUUCUGAAUUUUAUCGACAUGAGAAGAAGAGCCGUUCUCUGAAUGAUCAAACACCCUCCGUCUGCCUGGAACGCGGAAAAAGAUAUGGUCUCAUUAAUCCACCUUGGCCCUACUCCGGUGUCCCGAGAAGGCGCAUGUAUCGCCCGGGACAUGUUCCGAGAAGGCGUGAGCUACCAUUCCAAAGACCUCGAAAGUUGAUAGGCGGAUCCAUGCACCCUUAUCAGUAA
Messenger RNA from Aspergillus niger, 1407 nucleotides. RefSeq lists its product as uncharacterized. NCBI's taxonomy places the organism in Eukaryota, Fungi, Ascomycota, Eurotiomycetes, Eurotiales, Aspergillaceae. Gene Ontology annotation, molecular function: hydrolase activity. The transcript has 3 exons. Bases 1 to 1407 code for a protein of 468 amino acids. The record is from RefSeq and is a predicted model, not a curated record.